AUGCCCCCGGGGCCCUGGCUUUGCUUGGCCUUGCUCCUUGCAGCCCGGGCCCAGAGCUCCUGGGGUCCCUGGCCCAGCAGGGCCCAGCCCCUGUGGCCCAGUGACCUCAGCAUUAGCAUCAGCAGUGCCCGUCACGCUCGGAGCUACCAUCACCUGGAAGGUGACGUCCGAUGGCGAAGGCUCUACUCAUCCACCCACUUCUUCUUGCACAUUGGGCCCAGUGGCAGGGUCGAAGGCACACGGCAGCCCCACUGCCCCAACAGCAUUGUGGAGAUCCGUUCCGUCAGAGUGGGUGUUGUGGCCAUAAAAGCAGUCUACACAGGCUUCUACUUGGCCAUGAAUCGGAGGGGGAAACUUUAUGGGACGAAGGAAUACAGCCCCAACUGCAAGUUCAUGGAACGGAUUGAGGAGAAUGGCUAUAACACCUAUGCUUCCCUUCGCUGGAGACAUGAAGGCCGACAGAUGUUUCUGGCCCUGGAUGGACGGGGUGCCCCUCGCCAAGGUGGCCGGACCCGCCGGCAGCACCUCUCCACUCACUUCCUGCCCAUCUUGGUCUCCUGA
Phascolarctos cinereus (koala) is the source of this 561-nucleotide messenger RNA. It is a transcript of the gene FGF22, whose product is annotated as fibroblast growth factor 22. Lineage: Eukaryota; Metazoa; Chordata; Mammalia; Diprotodontia; Phascolarctidae. Gene Ontology annotation, molecular function: growth factor activity. The record is from RefSeq and is a predicted model, not a curated record.